Molecule: messenger RNA, 5082 nt
Organism: Panonychus citri (citrus red mite)
Lineage: Eukaryota; Metazoa; Arthropoda; Arachnida; Trombidiformes; Tetranychidae
Exons: 2
Coding region: 1008-4748 (1246 amino acids)
Biological process (GO): negative regulation of DNA-templated transcription
Cellular component (GO): nucleus
Molecular function (GO): RNA binding; metal ion binding
Source: RefSeq, a predicted model, not a curated record
UAAAGUAAAAACCGUUUUUUUUGUUAAGUGAGAAACUCUUUUCUUCUGGUUUUAAUUGUUUCUAAUUAGAAAAAAACCUGAUAAACGAGUUUAUUGGUUUGUUUCUAUUCUCUUUCCCUUUCCCCUUCCUUGUUUCUCUCUCUCUCUCUUCAACCGCCAUCACCUUUUUCUGGUUUUCUCUUUUUCCCUCUUUCUAUUUGUCUGUCUUUUUAUCUUUCGAUAUUUUUCUGCUUCUACAUUUUCAUCAUCAUCACUUCCUCUCUCUUUCUAUUUUCAUUUUAUCUUCCAUCUUCCUCUUUCUUUCCCAUUAAUGUUAAAGGUGGAGUUGGUUGAUCUCUUUCUCUGUCUCAGUCCAUCUCUCUCUCUCUCUCUCUCUCUGUCUCUCUCUCUUUCUAUUUUCUCUUUCUAUUUCCCUGUUUCUUUUGACAUAUUCAAUUGAAUGAGCUUUAUUUUCAAGUAGGACUCGCUCGUGAUCACUUCACUUUAUGUUUUUUCAAACCAUUCAUAUAAAUUUGUCUUCCCUUAUACUUUUAUUUUCAGUUUAUUUUGUUUCUAUUUUUUUUUGCUUACAAUCUAAAAAUUAAUAAUUUUCUUCAAUAAUUGAUUAAUUUACAAUGAUUAAUUGUCUACGAUUUGGUUCUCUAACAUUUAAACUUUCACAUUUUUUGCAUUGACACUCACACACACACACACACACACAUACAAAUACACAUACACAUUAAUACACACACACACAUAUAUACAUACAUAUACACACAUACAUACACAAUUACUCUUACAAAUACAUACAUUUACUCUCACUGGAUUUCCAAAGUAUCAAGUAUACAUUUCACAAAACGUUCUAUUUUUAACACUCAAUGAAAAAGUAAUUAUCAUUUGUUUUUUGCCUUUUUAAUAAUCAAAAACAAUUGAAUUUACUUUUGAUUAUUUUCAAACCAAAAGCAAAGAGAUUCAACAUCAACACAAAAAAGAAGGAAUUUGAUCUUUCGAUCGAUCUGCCAUCUAUUAUGGAGGAAGGUGGUGAUCCCAUUGAUAAAAAGGAAACAGAAAUGGAAAACGAAGAUGCUGAAGAAGGUGAAAUCAUUGAUGAUGAUGAAGAGGAUGAGUCACAACUCCAACAACAGCAACAACUUCAAUCGACAACAACAACACCAACCACAAUAGGAGCAACAACGUUUACCAAUUCAUCAUCUUUAACAUCAACUUCAACUGCAUUUUCAUUUGGUAAUCAAGGUGAUAAAAGUGGGUCCGGGUUGUUAAUUAGUGGUCUAUCCACAAGUUCAGCAUCUGGUAAUAAUUCAACUUCAAGGUCUUCUGAAAGGAACAAGAAAGAUGAAAAUAGGUCAUCUUCAAAGAAAAGUGACUCUAAAAAGAGUAACAAUAGCACCAACAGUGGCAGUAGCACUGGCACAAGUAACACCAACACCAACAACAACAACAACAACAACAACAACAACAACAGCACCUCAGGUGCAGGCACAUCAUCAUCUUCAAGGAAUAACAGUUCUGACAAAAGGAAAAGAAGAAAAUAUGGCAAAGAUGAGGAUGGAAAAGAUCAAGGAGAUAAAGAAAGUGGCUCAUCUAAAGAUCAUUCAGAUGAUAAUGGGUUAAGGCCUUCGAAACAGCGUCGAGCCGCUUCCAGGGAACCAGGGGAAGCGAAUGACACUGGAUCAUCGGAUGAAAGUGAUAGAACAGAUUCUGAUGAUGAUUCUCUUGAUUUUAAUGAAGAAUUUUUCAAGGGAAUGGUUAAACAAAUGGAGGAGAUGUUAAAAUCUGGUAAAGACAAAGGCCAGAGAAAGAAGAGGGAAAAAAUUGAGAAAAUGAUGGAGAAACUUAAGCGACUUCAAAGUGGAUCGGAUCCUAGAGAGAUGAGGGAAAUUGUCCGUCAAAAUCGUCGAUUAUUUCGCCCAUCAUCAAGAGAUCGUUCUCGUGAUAGAUUCGAUCGUUUUGGUCAAAGAGGGUUUAGAGAUCGAAGGGGUAGAGGUGGAAGGAUGAGAGAACGAACAAUGGACCGAAUGAUUUGGCGAGAAAGAGAUCGUGAUAGGCGAGAUUUCCGUGAUCGAGAUAGAGACCGAGAUCGCGAUAGAUUCAGAGACAGAGAUAAAAUGAUGGGCAUCGAUCAAUCUCAUCAUCAUCAUCACCACCAUCACCAUCAAUCUCACUCUUCAAAUCAAUCGCAAUCCCAACAAUUGUCUCAGUCACAGCAACAAUCAACCCAAUCACCAACAACAACAACAACCAACACAACCACAACAGUCACAUCAACAACAGACUCAACAUUAACCACCACAACUGCAUCAAUAUUAACAACAACAUCACCCUCAUCAACAACACCAAUAAGUACAUCGUCAUCAUCACCGUCAACAACCACAACCACAACAUCAUCUUCAUCUCAAAAUCCUUCUGUGAUUCCUCAAAAUCAAUCAUCUAAAGAAAAUGACAGAGAACGUGAGAAAUCACCCAAAAAUACUUGUAGAUUUUAUCUUGAUGGUAAAUGUCACAAAGGCGCUGAAUGUCCCUUUCCCCACGAUUCCCAACCAGCCAAGAAAAAAGAUAUUUGUAAAUUUUAUCUCCAAGGAUUUUGUGGUAAAGGCGAUGGUUGUCUUUUCAUGCAUGGUGAAUUCCCUUGUAAAUUUUACCACACUGGUGCUGAAUGUUAUUCAGGUGAUAAAUGUCGAUUUAGCCAUGAACCUCUUACAGAGGAAACUCGAGCUCUACUUAAAAGUUAUCUUGAUUCCGGUGAAUUACCCGAUGAGGUUAAUAGAGGUGAUUCCAAUCAUUCCAGGGCAAAGAAACCUGCAAUUCUUGGUGAUCCAACCGAAGAGAUGAAAACUUCCUAUUUAACAUGGUUAUGGCAACAAGAGAUGAAAGAAUUGGAAUUAGCUUAUACUGGUACGAAAAGAAAUUUGUUUCUAAUCGAGAAAGAAUUUGCAAUAAUUGAACAACCACCACAACCCGAAGGUGAUCCUCAUCCUUAUUAUCGUAAUGAUAAAAUGGACAUGAUGAUGAGACAAGGACCAGAGGGUGGAGGCGGUGGUGGUGGUGGACCCAAAGUCAUGUCUUAUUAUAUUGAUACCAUGUCAGAUCAAUCUAAAUGUGAUCCCAUUUCUGGUCCAGUCAAUGAAGAUGAUAAAUUAAUCGAGAUGAGCUUUCAUGAUGAAGAUUUAAGGUUACCACCUUCAUCAGGUAUAAUACCACCGAGAUUACCUCCACCCAUGGGUGCCCCAGGUCCAGCACCAGUUGAUUCAUCAUCUUUUCCAGGUCUACCACCGGAUCAUUUAUCAUCGCUUCCACCUCAUCAUCUACCAAAUUUAAAUUCAUCUCCGCCAUCAAUACCUUUUGACUCUCAAGCCUUAAUAUCCUCAACACCAUCAGUUCACUCAAAUAAUUCACCGUCCAGUUUAACGACGAUGAUUCCCUCAGGUCCACCUCCCCUCUUACCAAUGCAGCCAAAAUUGAUAAAUGCUAAUAACGAGCAUCCAUCUUCCUUUUCAACGCCUUCCUUUGUAAAUAACAAUCAGUACUCUAUUCCUGUGAUGCCGGAAGAAAUGCCACUACCUCCACUUAAAGAAAAUCUUCCUCCCGGUCCUUACCAAGAAUCUACCAAUCUUGGCCCACCUCCUCCUCUUUACGCUGUUAACAGUUUCAAUGGUCCACAGCCUGUAGUGCCCAUUGAAUCAAUUAUCAGCUCAUCAUCAUUAACCUCUAAUCAACCGUCAGUCAAUUUAUCCUCAAUCCAAUCAGCUGGGCAUGAUAAUAUUAAUACAAACCAACUUGGUCAAACUAAUUUCAAUCCAAUUUCCCAUAAUCAACAAUUUAGCAGUUCAUUUGCUUCCCCUCAGGAUACAAUGGAAUCCACCUCAUCCAUAAAGGUUGAACAUUCAUCACCAUCAGCAUCAUCUAGUAUACCUGAUAAUUUGCCUCUUGCUGCACGACAUUUAUUACAACGUAUUUCAAAUAAUCAGAAAAUUGGUACUCCUGAAGACUCCGAAUCUAAUGACCUUCUUUUCAAUGAAUCAAACAUAAAGAAAGAGAAAAAUGAUUCCGAUCUUGGUCAAUCAUCUGACCAAAUGAUCAAACCUUUGGAUGUUACAAGUGGAGGAGAGAUGAAGCAACUUUUAUCCGAUUCAGAUGAUGACACGGAAGAUGAGCCCGUUAAAGCGGCUUUGAAAAACCUUAAAGACGCUCCUAAUACAACACCACCCCCAAUGAAACACGAGUCGAAAAAGGACAAAAACGUGAAAAGUAAACUUGACAUCGUUAAAAUGUUAAAUGUUAUCCGACAAACGACACUCCAAGUGACCCAACCAGCAGCCAAUACAAGCGAUGAAAAUAAACACGCUGAUUUCUGGCAAAACAUUUUAAGUGGAACAAAUUUAGCUAAUAAUUCAUCAGCCGCCACCUUGACCGUAGGCUCGACAGGAUCAAAUUCUGGUAUUGACUUUAGAGAUUCUCUAUCAGGAACUCCACCUUUACCUGGAACUGAGCGUCGUGAUCCUCGAUUAAAACGUUCCAGUAACGAUGAUGAUGGUAACUCUCCCUUCCAAGAUUUCACCUCGAGUAAUAAACCAUCAGAACCAGCGUUUAAAAGCGACUUUGAUUAUCGUCUUCAUCCAAUCACCGCACCAAAGAUCGACUAUUCAAUGUACGAAGGAUUGUUUAACACUGAUGUCCGAAUGAAGACUGAUCCUCGUCUUCUUAAUUUCUUUAAGAAAAAUACGUUAAAAGAUUAUAAUCCAUUAGGUUGAUUAGUUAAUUUCUUCUCUCCUAAUUAUCCAACUAAUCAAAUUUAACAUGCGAAUCAAUGAAAACCAAUAUGGUUGAUGGUUAAAACUCAACAUUCUUCUUUCUUCCCUUUCACUCAUACAAAUCUUUCUUUCUCUCUCUCUCUCUCCUCUAAUUCUUCCUUAAUUAUCAAAACUAAUUGUUUGAAAAGAAAACUCAUCAUCUUCAUCAAUUGUAUUAACAGAACGUCAAUCAUCCGACAUUAGAAAUUUAAACUUAACUUUAGAUUCUCGGAUGAAUCUUUAGAGAAUCAUAUUUAUAUAAAUUAUAAUUAUAAUUAAAUCUAUACAAUUAAUA